Molecule: messenger RNA, 2315 nt
Organism: Peromyscus eremicus (cactus mouse)
Lineage: Eukaryota; Metazoa; Chordata; Mammalia; Rodentia; Cricetidae
Gene: Ttc39b
Product: tetratricopeptide repeat domain 39B
Exons: 20
Coding region: 182-2023 (613 amino acids)
Biological process (GO): negative regulation of cholesterol storage; regulation of cholesterol metabolic process; regulation of cholesterol efflux
Molecular function (GO): protein binding
Source: RefSeq, a predicted model, not a curated record
CUCCGCUCGGGCACUGGUGCGCCGUGGAGCCCCCGGCGCCGGGGGGCGGAGACAGCUCGGUCCGGGCCGCGCGGGGCCGGGGCAGCCCCGGUUCCGCCUCCAGCCGCGCUGGGCUGAGCCCAGAGCCGGGAAGAGUCGGUUCUGAGUUCCCUGUGGGUGUGCGGCCGCGGCAGAGGGGAACAUGGCGCUCGUGGGCAGCCGAGUGGAACUGGACGCCGAUGAGGACAUCUUUGAAGAUGCCUUGGAGACGAUCUCUAUGUCUCCCUCGGACAUGGCAACAAGCGGCUUUCACUUCGUACCAUGUGACACCAAACGGGCAUCCAGACAGCUUGGAGAGUCUGCUGUGGGCAGUUCAUCAGCCAAGGUGGAUCUCAAGAGUGGUCUGGAAGAGUGUGCGGAGGCAUUGAACUUAUUUCUAAGUAACAAAUUUAAAGAUGCCUUAGAGUUGCUUCGUCCAUGGGCCAAGGAGAGCAUGUACCAUGCCUUGGGAUACAGUACCAUUGUGGUGUUGCAGGCUAUCAUGACCUUUGAGCAACAGGACAUCCAGAAUGGCAUUUCCGCCAUGAAGGACGCCUUGCAAACCUGCCAGAAAUACAGGAAGAAAUGCACAGUUGUGGAGUCUUUCUCAAGUCUCCUGUCUCGGGGGUCGCUGGAACAGCUGAGUGAAGAGGAAAUGCAUGCAGAAAUCUGUUAUGCCGAGUGUCUCCUACAGAAAGCAGCACUCACGUUUGUGCAGGAUGAAAAUAUGAUCAACUUCAUCAAAGGUGGACUCAAAAUUAGAACAAGUUACCAAAUAUAUAAAGAGUGCCUUUCCAUCCUACACGUGAUUCAAAAGAACAAACAAGAACAGCACUUCUUCUACGAGUUUGAAGGAGGUGUCAAGCUCGGGACAGGGGCCUUUAACUUGAUGCUGUCUCUUUUACCAGCAAGAAUUAUCAGAUUGCUAGAAUUUAUUGGAUUUUCUGGAAACAGGGACCUAGGCCUCCUGCAGCUACGGGAAGGCGCAUCAGGAACUAGCAUGCGGUCCCCGCUCUGUUGCCUUACCAUCCUGGCUUUUCAUACCUACAUCUCCCUUAUUCUCGGUACAGGAGAAGUGAACGUGGUGGAAGCAGAGAGUCUCCUCGCACCCUUCCUUCAGCAGUUCCCAAAUGGCUCGCUCAUACUGUUCUAUCAUGCCCGAAUCGAGCUGCUGAAGGGCAAUGUUGAGAAGGCUCAAGAAACGUUUCGAAAAUGCAUUUCAGUUCAAGAAGAGUGGAAACAGUUUCACCAUCUCUGUUACUGGGAGUUAAUGUGGAUUUAUAUAUACCAACAAAAUUGGAUGCAGGCGUAUUAUUAUUCAGACCUACUUUGCAAAGAGAGUAAAUGGUCCAAGGCAACAUAUGUGUUCUUGAAAGCUGCCAUUUUGAGCAUGCUUCCAGAGGAGGAUGUGGCGACGACUAAGGAGAAUGUGGUGGCUCUGUUCAGACAGGUAGAUGGUUUGAAGCAGAGGAUCGCGGGGAAAUCUCUUCCAACUGAGAAGUUCGCUGUGAGGAAGGCUCGUCGGUACUCACCCUCCUCAGGCGCCCCAGGAAAGCUCGUCCUGCCCGCCCUGGAGAUGAUGUACGUCUGGAAUGGCUUUUCAAUAGUGGGCAAAAGAAAGGACCUUUCUGAAAACCUCUUGGUGACUGUGGAGAAGGCUGAGGCAGCUUUGCAAAACCAGAACUUUACUGACUCGGUGGAUGAUGAGUGCUUAGUGAAACUGCUAAAAGGAUGCUGCCUCAAGAACUUACAGCGGCCCCUGCAAGCUGAGCUGUGUUUCAACCACGUUGUGGAAAGUGAAAAGCUACUGAAGUAUGACCACUAUCUGGUGCCAUUCACUCUGUUUGAGUUGGCAUUUUUGUAUAAAAGCCAAGGGGAAGUUGACAAGGCCAUAAAGGCCCUCGAAACUGCAAGAAACAACUACAAAGACUACUCCUUGGAGUCCAGACUACAUUUCAGAAUCCAAGCAGCCCUUCAUCUCUGGAGGAAGCCGUCCUCAGACUGAUGGGGUGGAUGGGAAAGCACAGGCGGCAUCCCCCAGUUAACACGGACUCUUGCUGUGGAGAUCAGUGCAGGUGGAGCCGGGAUCCUUUGACUAAGGAAGGAGACUCUUGUCAGGUGCUUCCUGUCACCUGAGUGGCUUAGUGGUGGUCUGCCUAUUUUCCCCAAUGGAAUGGCAUUCAAUAUUGUAUAGAAAUUCUUAUACUCUGCCUUUAAAAAGAAUUUCACAUUAGAUUUCAAUUGAGGGACGAAGUCUUUUAAAAGACUGGCAGGUACAAUAAAGUCUAGUUAGAUUA